Triticum turgidum subsp. durum (durum wheat) is the source of this 1311-nucleotide messenger RNA. NCBI's taxonomy places the organism in Eukaryota, Viridiplantae, Streptophyta, Magnoliopsida, Poales, Poaceae. The record is from the annotation of a GenBank genome assembly.
AUGGAGGUGAAGGUGCUGAGCUCCAGGCUCGUCAAGCCCGCCUACAAGGCCGGCGCUCCAGCCACGGAGCACAUCCCCCUGUCCGUCUUCGACACGGUCACGUACCAGAUCCAGAUGGCCAUCAUCUACGCCUUCGCGCCGCCCGCGCCGUCCACCGCCGCCAUCGAGAAGGGCCUCGCGGCCGUCCUCGCGCAGUACCGCGCGUUUGCCGGGCAGCUCGGCGAGUCCCCCGACGGCGCGCCGGCCGUGGUCCUGAAUGACCGUGGCGCACGCCUCGUGGAGGCGUCCGUGGACGCCGACCUCGUCGACAUGGCGCCGGCCAAGCCCACGCCGGCGCUGCUCAAGCUGCACCCGGACCUGGACGCGGAGCACCAGGAGGUGGUGGUGCUGCAGCUCACGCGGUUCCGCUGCGGCUCCCUCGCCGUCGGGUUCACGUCCAAGCACGUCGUCGCCGACGGCCACGCCACCAGCAACUUCCUAGUCGCCUGGGGCCGCGCCACCAGGGGGCUGCCCAUGGGCGUCCCGCCCGUGCACCACCAGAAGGACCUCUUCAAGCCGCGGUCCUCGCCAGCUCGCCCGGAGCACGACCACCGCAGCAGGGAGUACCACCGGCCGUCGCCCACCGCCGCCGCCGCCGGCCACCAUCACGGGGACGACGGCGCCGAAAGCAACAUCGUCAUCCACAAGGCGCACUUCACCAAGGACUUCAUCGCGGGGCUCCGCGCCAGGGCCUCGGAGGGGCGCGGGCGGCCGUUCAGCCGGUUCGAGACCAUCCUCGCGCACCUCUGGCGCACCAUGACGCGCGCGCGCGACCUGAGCCCCGGCGAGGCCACGUCGAUCCGGAUAUCGGUGGACGGGCGGCACCGGGUGGGCAGGCCGGCGGAGUACUUCGGCAACCUGGUGCUCUGGGCGUUCCCGCGGGCCACGGCGGGCGAGCUGCUGAGCCGGCCGCUGAAGCACGCGGCGCAGGCGAUCCACGACGAGGUGGCGAGGGUGGACGGCGCCUACUUCCAGUCCUUCGUUGACUUCGCGUCCUCCGGCGCGGUGGAGAAGGAGGGGCUGGCCCCGAGCGCCGUGCUCAAGGACGUGGUGUGCCCGGACGUGGAGGUGGACAGCUGGCUGACGUUCCCGUUCUACGAGCUGGACUUCGGCACGGGGAGCCCCAGCUACUUCAUGCCGUCCUACUUCCCGACGGAGGGGAUGCUGUUCCUGGCGCCGUCCUACCUCGGCGACGGCAGCGUAGACGCCUUCGUCCCCGUCUUCCGGCACAACCUGCAGGCCUUCAAGGAAUGCUGCUACUCCAUGGAGUAG